Messenger RNA from Oncorhynchus keta (chum salmon), 1497 nucleotides. RefSeq names its product histone H3.3A. The transcript has 4 exons. Gene Ontology annotation, cellular component: nucleosome. NCBI's taxonomy places the organism in Eukaryota, Metazoa, Chordata, Actinopteri, Salmoniformes, Salmonidae. The record is from RefSeq and is a predicted model, not a curated record. The coding region runs from base 178 to 588 and encodes 136 amino acids. Gene Ontology annotation, molecular function: structural constituent of chromatin; DNA binding; protein heterodimerization activity.
GUGCUUGUGGGCAGGUCUACAAAUUAGACGUCAAGAAAAGUAUAAAUACAAAUACCAUUUCUUGUUCAAAAUUCUACGAAACUGUAAAAGGAACGGUGUUUCUGGCAUCUGAGAACAUUGGAGAAGUUGUUUUGUUCUCAGUUAAGCAAGCUAAAUGCACUAGUCUACAAGUGAGCUAUGGCACGUACCAAGCAAACCGCCCGUAAAUCCACUGGUGGAAAAGCACCCAGGAAACAACUGGCCACCAAGGCUGCAAGGAAAAGUGCGCCAUCUACUGGCGGUGUGAAGAAACCUCACCGAUACAGGCCGGGUACAGUGGCUCUGAGAGAGAUUCGUCGGUACCAGAAAUCCACUGAGCUGCUGAUCAGAAAACUGCCUUUUCAGCGGCUGGUCCGUGAGAUUGCCCAGGACUUCAAGACAGACCUCCGCUUCCAGAGUGCUGCCAUUGGUGCUCUGCAGGAAGCCAGUGAGGCAUACCUUGUUGGCCUGUUUGAGGACACCAACCUAUGUGCCAUCCAUGCCAAGAGGGUCACCAUCAUGCCCAAAGACAUCCAGCUGGCCAGGCGAAUCCGAGGCGAGCGUGCAUAAUAUGAACACUUUGAACUCUUGAAGGGAAGGUGGGUUGGCUUGGCUGGGGUGUUCAACCAUAAAUUACUAUGCUGGACAAAAAUGUAUAAAUGCAACAAUUUCAUUGUUUUUACUGAGUUCAUAAGGCAAUCAGUCAAUUGAAAUGCAUUCAUUAGGCCCUAAUCUAUAGAUUUCACAUGACUGAGUACAGGUAUGGAUCUGUUGGUCACAUUGUUUCUAUUGUCUAGCUUAUGGCUGCCCAUACAUAACCCCUCCAUGGCCCUCUCUGUUCACAACAUGGACAUCAGCAAUGGUUGAGGCCGGUUAGAUGUGCUGCCAAAUUCUCUUAAAUAAUGUUGGAUGAGGCUUAUCUUAGAGAAAUCGUCAUUCAAUUCUCUGGCAAUAGCUCUGGUCGACAUUCCUGCAGUCAGAAUGCCAUUUUCAUGCUCGCCCAACUUGCAACAUCUGGCAUUGACAACUGCGUAUUUUAGAUUGGCCUUUGUCCCCAGCACAAGGUGCCCCUGUGUAAUGAUCAUGCUGUUUAAUCAGCUUCUUGAGAUGCCACACCUGUCAGGUGCAUGGAUUACCUUGGAAGAUGAGAAAUGCUCACUAAUGGGGAUGUAAAACAAUUUGUGCAAAAAGUAUAAGAUUUUUGUGUAAAAUAUCUGGGUUAUUUUCUUUCAGCUCAUACUUGGGACCAAAUUGUUAUUUGUUCAGUGUAUGUAGUUUUUGUAUAGUUUCAUUAGUAUAAUAAAAACUUGGUUUAUAGUACAUGAGUAGCAAGUUUCAUGCAAAAAAAAACAUUUAAUCUUUUCUCUCAGGUUUUGAAACUUUUUUAAAUUGUUAGUUUAUACUUUUAGGUCAUAAUGUAGUAUGCAUAUCACGUUGUGGCCAUUUGUUGUAAAUAAACUUUCCACUACUUAACUUGGA